AUGAUGAAGAGAUCCUCAGUGUCGGAUAACCUGGAGCCAGGUAACGGUCCGAAAAGCUACUCAUGCUUGGCUUGUCGGCAGCGCAAGGUCAAAUGCGACCGGUGCACUCCCUGCUCUAAUUGCGUCAAGGCAGAGAAGCAAUGCAGCUUUAUUCCUCCUGUGCGUGGGAAGCGAAAAAGAACAAAGCCUCCCAGAGAAGGUCUCCAUGCCAAAUUGCAGCGAUAUGAGGAAUUGUUGAAAUCUUAUGGCGUAAAAUUUGAGCCAUCGGGAGAUUUUGAUGCCUCGGGGUCAGAAACGGCAUCUCAGUCUGAUGUUCAGGUGGAUGAGGACGCUGCCCCUCCAAGCCAACGCUCCAAUCUUGAAGAGACUAAACCAAGGCUCAUCAUUGAUAAGGGCACAUCUAGGUAUUUUGAUUGUGCUCCGUGGUCUAGCCUGGGAAAUGGGCUUCACCAUCCGGAAGUUGGUGAGCCAACUGAAGAGUCAAACAUUCAGGACAGUGGGCUGUUCUUUGAACCAGAACAAAUUGAUAAGUCCGAGAACCUUUCAAACUUCCACCUCUCGCUCCAGAUGCUCCCAAAGUUAAAGGAAAUCUAUCUUGAUCGGGUUGACCCUAUGAUAAAAAUCUUACAUUUUCCUACGUUCUGGACUGCAGCAACUGAUGGGCUGAGAGAUCAUCAAAGCAUGCCCACAGACUUGGAAGCAGUGAUAUUUGCUUUCUACCUUGCGACAAUCUCUACUCUGGGAGAAGAUGAGUGCCAACAUCUAUUUGGAGUACACAAAUCAGUCAUGUACUCCCGCUAUAGACUCGCGGCUCGACAAGCUUUAACAAACGCAGGGUUCUUAUCAACAUCCAGUCCGACGACCCUUCGAGCAUACGCAUUAUUCACGGCGUGUGUAAGAGCAAGCUACAAAUGCGACACCCUAUUUGUCUUAUCAGGCGUUGCCAUACGACUUGCACGCAAAAUGGGGCUCCAUCGGGAUAGCUCGGCUCUAGGGCUAUCUCCAUUCGAAACCGAGAUGCGAAGGCGACUUUGGUGGCAUUUAGCUUAUGUGGACUUCCGCCUGGCCGAGGUGCUGGGCACGAAACCGUCGCUGGAUCUUUCCUGCAGCGAUAACCAAAUGCCCCUAAAUGUCGAGGACGAGGACCUUUACCCCGACAUGGUCAAUCCACCACUGGAACGCCACUGCAUCACCGCUAUUACUCCUUCCUUGAUCAAAUACGAGGUUAUGGAGAGUUUGCGCAAAUUUUCAACAUCGUGUUUUGGUGAAUUGCGCUGGGAGGCACUCUCCUGCGCGGAUAUCACGACCAUGGAAAAGGACAGCAUUAUCAGCCACAUUGAGGAUCGGCUGGAAAUGAAGUAUCUGCGGUACUGCGACCCGUCUGACUCACUUCAUACUUUCGUAUCAGUCAUGAUCAGGACCUCGAUAUGCAAGAUGAAGCUCCUUGCGCAUAAUCCACGACAAUUCGCCAACAACCCCAUCAAAGUUCCUCAAAGCGAGCGCAACAUAUUCUUUGUCAACGCUAUGAAGCUACUAGACUAUGUCAUCUUUAUGCAGGAAGGGUCCCACGGCCUAGAAAAAUAUACGUGGCAUUUUGGCACGAGCGUUCUUUGGAAUGUGAUACUCUACGUGCUCAUCGAAGUUCGGCACCGCAAAACAGGGCCUGACGUUGACAAGGCAUGGAGGCUGAUAGGAACAGUAUUCUCAUAUUAUCCUCAAGUGUUUGAAAGAUCCACCGGCCCUGUAUAUACAGCACUAGGCAAGUGGACGUUGGAGGUUUGGGAUGACCAUGUUGCUGCCUUGAAGGCAGACGGCGUUCCGAAACCAUUAGCACCCGAUUAUAUCAAUGCAAUCAAUCGCUGCCAACGACCAGCAAUAGAGUCACCAUCACAGCCAAGUCACGAAGGCAAUCUCGAUGAUGGGGGAGCUCUCGACUUCUAUGACUUCCCUAGCCUGCUAUCUUUCGAGAUGGACCCGAACGAAUGGGUCCAGUGGGAACAGUUAGUUGCGGAGCAGGGCGGUUUCUCUCAAGUUCUUUUCUUCUUCAACCGUAUAUUUGUCGCAGUCGACACCAAGGCUGUUCUAGUAGUUCAUCCCAUCAGUCCUAUAUUAGACUUCAAGAUGUCCUCCAUACCAACCCAAAAUAUCUACGAUGACCCAAAAUUCUUCAAGGCAUACAGUACACUGCCCCGAUCCCAACAUGGCUUCGACGCAGCCCCCGAAUGGCCGGUGUUGCAAGAGAUGGUCUUGAAGAACAACAAACCAGGACAUCCUGGCAUUCAGAAUGAACAUAUUCUGGAUCUAGGCUGCGGUUACGGUUGGUUCACUCGCUGGGCUCGAGAAAACGGAGCGAAACACGUCAAAGGCAUGGAUGUAUCAACAAAGAUGAUUGAGAGGGCUAAAGAGUCCGAGAAGGACCUGCAAGCAAAAGGAAAUAUUCCGCCUUCUUAUGGGACACUAUGUUAUGAAGUCGGCGAUCUUGAGACGAUAUCCUUCAGCGCAUCCGGCACAGACUCAUACGAUCUAGUCUACAGUUCGUUGACGUUCCAUUACAUCGAAGAUUUCUCAAGAUUGCUUCAGCAAAUCCGACUUUGCUUGAAGAAAGGUGCCCCAGAGGAUGGUUCUAGGAAAGGAGGAAGACUGGUCUUUUCAGUGGAACAUCCCAUCUGUACAGCUCCAGUUAAUCCAGAACCUGACUGGAAGGUUCUGCCAAACGAAGAUGGCGAUGGAGCGGAUAGAAAGAUCUGGCCUUUAAAUUCCUACAGUGAUGAGGGCCCGCGUGUGACGAGCUGGCUGGGUGUUGAUGGGGUCAGAAAGUACCAUCGAACCGUGGAGACCUAUGUUACUGCGUUGCUCAAGAAUGGCUUCGUCUUGACUGGAUUGAAGGAUUGGGUUCCUUCGAAGUAUGACGUUGAGGAGCAUCCCGAAUGGAAGGAUGAAAGGCAUCGGCCAUAUUUUCUGCUCAUCUCUGCUGAGGUCCAUUCAGAUUAUUAA
Messenger RNA from Aspergillus nomiae NRRL 13137, 2994 nucleotides. RefSeq names its product C6 transcription factor. The record is from RefSeq and is a predicted model, not a curated record. Bases 1 to 2994 code for a protein of 997 amino acids. Gene Ontology annotation, molecular function: S-adenosylmethionine-dependent methyltransferase activity; DNA binding; DNA-binding transcription factor activity, RNA polymerase II-specific. Gene Ontology annotation, biological process: DNA-templated transcription; regulation of DNA-templated transcription. The transcript is spliced from 6 exons. Lineage: Eukaryota; Fungi; Ascomycota; Eurotiomycetes; Eurotiales; Aspergillaceae.